Molecule: messenger RNA, 1430 nt
Organism: Cololabis saira (Pacific saury)
Lineage: Eukaryota; Metazoa; Chordata; Actinopteri; Beloniformes; Belonidae
Gene: cdc37
Product: cell division cycle 37 homolog (S. cerevisiae)
Exons: 8
Coding region: 48-1190 (380 amino acids)
Biological process (GO): protein folding; protein stabilization
Cellular component (GO): cytoplasm
Molecular function (GO): protein kinase binding; heat shock protein binding; protein-folding chaperone binding
Source: RefSeq, a predicted model, not a curated record
CUCUCUAAGAAGAUUAAAAUGUCUGUUUGAGUCUCCCCGGCUCAUGCAUGCUGGAGUCCCGUGUUGGUGAAGCAGAGAAGAUGAGCCUCGACUACAGCGUCUGGGACCACAUCUACGUGUCCGACGAUGAAGACGUCGCCUGUCCCUUCGUGGACACUCCGAGCUUGUUCAGGAUGAGACACCGGGAGCGGCUGGAGAAGAUGGCUGAGUUUCAGCAGAGAGGUGAAGACCUGCAAGAUAACUAUGUAGAAUGCCAGCAUCUGCUAGCGGAAGCUCAGAGACGCCUGGAAGACAUGGAAGAAGGAAAGAAGGAAGGAGAGGAUGAGGAGGAGAGAGAGGCUGAGCUGAAGAAAGUCCGGGCCGAGGUGAAGAAACUGAAGAAGGAUGAAAAGUCCUUUCAGAAACUGAUAGAGGAAUACCGGCAAGAAGAAAAGAAGUUACCUUGGAAUGUUGACACUAUCAGCAAAGAAGGUUUUAGCAAGAGUGUACUCAACAUCAAGCCUGUAAAAAAGGAGGAAGCAACAGAGGAGGAAAAUGUGGAAAAGCACAAGACCUUUGUGGAAAAGAAUGCCAAAGAAAUCAAACACUUUGGUAUGUUGCGACGUUGGGACGACAGUCAGAAAUAUUUGUCGGACAACCCACACCUGGUGUGUGAGGAGACGGCAAAUUGUCUAGUUGUCAUCUGCAUUGACUUUGAAAUAGAUGAGAAACAUGCACUCAUGGAGCAGGUUGCCCAUCAGGCCAUCGUCAUGCAGUCCAUCUUGGAUUUGGCUCGGACGCUGAAUGUUGACCCGAGAGGCUGCUUCAGACAGUUCUUCUCAAAAAUCAAAAUUGCAGAUAAGCCAUACCAAGAUGCUUUCAGCCGUGAGUUGGAGCUGCUAAAAGAUCGAGUCCGCAAAUGUGCACAGAUUAAAAUGGAGGGUGCGAUGAAGGAGCUGGAGGAAGAGGAGAUGCAGAAGAGACUUGGUCCAGGAGGUUUAGACCCAGUAGAGGUCUAUGAAUCACUUCCCCAGGAAUUUCAAAGGAGCUUUGAUGAGAAGAACAUUCAGAUGAUGCAGGAGGCGAUGGACAAGCUUGAUCCUGAGGAAGGACGAUACCAUCUGAUGAGGUGCAUUGAUUCAGGACUCUGGGUCCCUGAUAAAGGAGAGGGAGAGGUGGAGGAGGAGGAAGAGGAGGAAGAUUAUGAAUAAAACUGUCAACUAAACAACUCAUCACUUUAAGAAACCUUAUUUUAUGUGUUGUGUAAUGUUGUAUGUGGUUUUGUUAAGUAAGUGCAUUAUAAUGUACAUAAAAACUUGUACUUAAAAGGAGAUAACCUAAUUGUAAGGCCAGUAGAACUAUUUAAAUAAUCUUAAAUGUAUUUGUAUAAAAUGUAUACUGUAUAUGAAUAUUUGAUGACAAAUGGAAUAAAGACUUCAGCAAAUACUUUA